Molecule: messenger RNA, 5267 nt
Organism: Monodelphis domestica (gray short-tailed opossum)
Lineage: Eukaryota; Metazoa; Chordata; Mammalia; Didelphimorphia; Didelphidae
Gene: SS18L1
Product: SS18L1 subunit of BAF chromatin remodeling complex
Biological process (GO): positive regulation of transcription by RNA polymerase II; positive regulation of dendrite morphogenesis
Cellular component (GO): nucleus
Molecular function (GO): transcription coactivator activity
Source: RefSeq, a predicted model, not a curated record
GCCCUCCCCCACCUCCCACCCCCCCAUUGACUGCGGAGAAUGAGAAACCUUUGGACAGGGAGAGGAGCCAGAUAAUAAACCCCAAUGAUUAAAGAUUGAGACCCGCGGAGAGAAACAUGUCGGUGGCCUUUGCAUCUGCCCGUCCUAGAGGCAAAGGGGAGGUCACUCAGCAAACUAUCCAGAAGAUGCUAGAUGAAAACCAUCACCUAAUUCAGUGUAUUAUGGACUACCAGAGUAAGGGCAAGACUGCAGAAUGUACUCAAUAUCAACAAAUACUACACAGAAAUUUGGUUUACUUGGCAACAAUAGCAGACUCUAACCAGAACAUGCAGUCUUUGCUUCCUGCCCCACCAACGCAAAACAUGAACCUUGGGCCAGGAGGAAUGCCUCAGAGUGGAUCCAGCCAAUCGAUCCAUUCCCAGAGCAAUCUCAGUGACGCCAUUGGAACAGGCCUCCCACCUUCCUCUCUUAUGCAGAGUCAGAUUAGCAAUGGUCCUAACCACGUGUCCAUGCAGCAAUCAGGGCAAAACACUAUGCCAACAACAUCUAUGAGCAUGACCGUCAGUAGCCAUGGCACAGGGCCAGGAUAUAGCCACACUGUGCCUGCUUCUCAAAAUGUGCCAAUGCAAGGCCAGGGAUCCAUAGGGAAUUACGUCUCUAGAACCAAUAUCAACAUGCAGUCUAACCCAGUUUCCAUGAUGCACCAGCAAGCGGCAACAUCCCAUUACAAUUCUGCACAAGGUGGGAGCCAGCAUUACCAAGGACAGUCCUCUAUUGCAAUGAUGAGUCAAAGCAACCAAGGAAGCAGCAUGAUGGGUCAGCGACCAAUGGGUCCAUACCGGCCCUCACAGCAAGGUUCUUCUCAGCAGUACAUGGGGCAGGAGGAAUAUUACAGUGAGCAAUACAGCCACGGUCAAGGCACUUCUGAGCCGAUGAACCAGCAGUAUUAUCCAGAUGGACAUGGUGAUUAUGCAUAUCAGCAGUCAUCUUACACUGAACAGAGCUACGACAGGUCAUUUGAGGAUUCCACCCAGCAUUACUACGAAGGAGGAAAUUCCCAGUAUAGCCAGCAGCAGGCAGGAUAUCAACAGGGAGCUGCACAACAACAGACAUAUUCACAGCAGCAAUACCCAAACCAACAGAGUUACCCAGGACAGCAACAAGGAUAUGGUCCUGCACAGGGAGCUUCCUCACAGUAUUCUAGCUACCAGCAGGGACAGGGGCAACAGUACGGAAGCUAUCGAGCUUCUCAGACAGGACCGUCUGCCCAACAACAGAGGCCUUAUGGUUAUGAACAGGGCCAGUAUGGAAAUUACCAGCAAUAAGGGACAAGUGUCCUUGUUGGAUUCAUUUCAAUACUACGUCCAUCUUUGGAACUUGAUGUACAGAAGGUUUUGACUACUUGUAAUAUGUCGGUUACCCCUUAGCACAAAGCAGCGUCUGUAUGUGAACAGUGUUCAUUUCAUGCCGGUUAUGAAGCAGUGCACUAUACUGGUAAAAAGACAAUGCUUUAAUGGUUUGAUAUAUUUGGUGCUGUGUAUAGUAUUGUAUGUUGCUACAAUGCAACUUUUUUUUUCUUUUCUCCUUCCUCUUCUUCCCAUUCUUGAUGUUUCUGAAUAGCUUUAGGGGUCAUUUUAUCAUCAGUUUUUUGUGCCCAUUUACGGGAAACAUCUAGGAUAUUCUGCAAUCCAUGUAUUCAUACAAACAGACCUUAGGUCUAAUUUCUCUAUUCAUCCUAAUGUAGUUUAGGAACUUCUGUUUAACUGAAUGCAAUGCAGCUUGUCCGUGAUUUAUGGUUGCCUCUCAAACGUAUGCCUCUUAACUAUACUGCUUUAGGGGCAGGGGCAUUCUUUGUGGUAUGUCCAUUUCCAUGCUACACAAUGAAAAAGAUAAAUAUUUCAUUUACUGGAGAUAUUAUAAACAAUACUUUCCAGUGCUUACUAAUUAGAUACUCAUGUCUCAUUCUGGUUCAGUCUAGCUGAGAAGCUCUACAUUUUUUUGUAUUAAAAGGUAAAGAGGGAUCAAGUAUUCAAGAGUCUGAAUCCAUAGAGGUAUCUUAGUGAACAAUAUAAAUUGAGGAGUAUGGUAUGAAGGGAAAGAAAAGGGAAUUCUUUGGGGAUUGGUCCAUUAGAAGUUAGUAUUGCUUUUGUUCUGUGUUUAUCUAAUAAAACAUUUCUGGCAUUUGCAUUUUUAAUGUGCUAGAUCUACAUUUAUAAAUAUUUUAAAUAUUAAUGCCAAAUUUUCCUGUCAAGUGGUUAGUUGUUUUUUUGUAUAUUAUUUCUUCUAGUUCAGAUCUCUAGGCAAAUUUUGUAGUCAUAAUUAAAGAUGUAUUUCUGGGAUAAGUUUAUUUUGCCUCUUUUCCUACAGGGACUUAUUUGGAAUAUAGAUCAGGCUUUAAGAAAAGGAAUAAAUAUUUCCCCUUUAACAAUUCAUGUUCUAUUUUGGACAAAUUAAAAAGUAGAAAUUUGUGAAAGUUUGUUUAGUGAAUUGUAGCUAAUUUAAUUUCUAAGUGAAAAUUAAGACUGAGAUCCUAAAAUCUGUAUAAACAAUAGAGGAACUCAUUUUGAACAACUUUAUUAAAGGAAAAAUUUGAAUAAAUGUCUAAUAUCAUAUGUUUGAGAUGCGAUCAAACUUUCCCUGGAUAACAAAACUUUUGCUUAACAGGAAAAGAGAAAUAACUGGGGAAAAUUACUUCAACUAAACACAAAUCUUUAUAGUAGAACAAAAUAUAACCUGAAGGAAAUGUCAUCUUUUUUAAUAUGUGUUAUUCUGGUGAAGAUAGUCUUUUUUAUUGUUGUUGUUAUAGGUUUUAUAUUUUGAAAACUUGAGUAAAAAAUAGAUAUGACAUAUUGAGGCAUAUACAUUUGUUUUCCUAAAAAAAAAAAAAACCAGUGGAUCAGAAUCACAGAAAUUUAGAACUAAAAGGGACCUUAGAGGACAUCUACUCUACCCCUCUUAUUUUACAAAUAGAGAAACCGAGGCCCUCAAGAAGGGAAAUGACCUGCCUUAGAUCACAUAGAAAAUUCGUGGCAGAACAGGAAGGAGAAGCUUAGGUCUUCUGACUCCCAGACCAGUGCUUUUCCUUUUGUUCUUCAUUGCCUCUCAAUCCACCAACAGAUACAUCAAUUGAUAAAAUUGAUCAACAAGUAGUAUUUAAUUGCUUUGUAAACAUGUGAUGAAAUGAAGAGAAGAUUGUUUUUUUCCAUCCCGAAUCUCUUCAUAUCAUCUUUGAUGGAUCUAGUGGCCAAAAAAAAAAAUAGUUCUCUUCUUAAAAGGCCACACACUCUUGGUCUCUUUUCAUUAUACUCAUUAGAUUUUCCACUGGUAAUACCUCCAGUUCUCCGUUGUGUUAUCUCCCUAGUGUGGGAUAUACACAGUUGUAUAUAACUCAACUUAGUACAGUUAAAGUGAUUUGUCAGUAUAGACUAUGACAAACAGAUGUCAUCAGCUUUGAGAACUAUAAAUCUUAAGGUAUUAAUUUACUGAGUUUAUUUCAGCACUCCUCUGGGGCUAGCCUCUCGGCAGCUCAGGUUUAAAAGCUCUAACUUAGUAUUUUAGUAUCAUAUGACUUCGAAUUAGAAGGGACUCCAAAUCUGGGCUUCUCUGCUUCCAGUCAUUACAGCCCAGAGCUACUUCACAGUACCAGGAGAUCCUUUUGGGUUUGUAAUAAAAGCCAGUACCUUGGACUUCUUUAUCCAUGCUCCUUGCCCAUCUUAGCUGUCAUUCUUAACGCUUCCAUUUUACUUUCAAAGACUUUCCAUGACCUUCCCCAAAUCUCAGAAAAGGAACAGAUCCCAGAGACUAACCUCCAACCAAAGCUGGGAUCUUCUCUUCAGCCUCCUUGUCAGAUAGUUAUCUAACCCCUUCCUGAACACCUCCUGUGACAGGGAACUUAUUCACCUCAAAUUUCAAUCCAUUUCUUUCUUUAGGCAAUUUGCUAGAAAGAUAUUUGCUCUUCCUUUAUAUGUUGCUUUUUGUUUGUUUUAACAUUAUCUGUAUUAAAUGUUACUUGAACUCUGCCAUUGCUAAAUUAGCAGUUCUUAAUAGCUAAAAAUUAUAUGAGCAGUUGAAUUAAAGGGAUCUAUCCCCUCUGGUAGUGUCAUUUCUUUCCCUUCAUUACAAUUCUAAUACAACCAAUUUGAAAAUUCAUUCAAGGAAUUUGAAAAUUCCCGUUGAAAAUAUUUAAAGUUUUAAAUAGCAAAGAAGAUGCAAUUUAUUUUGUUCCUUGCCAGAAUGGAAAUAUGCCUCUUAUGUACAUUUUUAAAGUACUAAAACAAUACUUUUGAGACAAAAAGGACAUUUAAAAAACAUUACCACUACUGUACCAAUUUGAAAUGUCUUACAUUAAGAAUUUCUUGAAUGUUGUGUAUAUAUUUAAAAGAGCACUUUGGAAAAUAGUUUGUACAUUUAUUUCCUAAUUUAUACAUGAUUUUUUGGUGUUAAUAUUUCUAACUGUUAAUAACAAAAUGUUUAUUUAAUGUGUUGUCCAUUUUUAUGUAUUUUUGUGGGAAGGAAAAGUAAUGCCAGCAAUUCUGACUUUUUCAUCAAUUGUAUCACAACUUCUGUAAUAUUGAAUGUUUUAAAAAGGCUUAGGCUAAAAUGACUUGAUCGUAGAGUGUGUUGAUGGUACUUUUUUAUAAACCAAUGAAAGACUUGAUUGAAGACCAGUGAAGAAGCAAUUGGGGGCUUUGGGAAAUGGAUGCCCAUACUCACCCCUUAUUGUCUGACAUAUCAUAAUACAUUUGAGAAAUGGUGGUGACGUUUUUUCAGAAUUGUUGAAAAAAAAAGAGACUGGUAUGCAAAGAUCAUCAUGCAUCCUAGUUUUGUGUUGAACAGUGUCUUUUGAUGAUAUAGCUUUAGAAUUUUGCAAAUAUUAUUAGGAACUCAUUUCAAAAGCCAUUGUUAAAGGUAUCAUGGUGGGAAAAGGUUUCCUAAAAGUUCAAAGGAAGCCUUCAUAUGUCUAUAUGGGUAGAGACUAAGUGAACCUCUGAUUUUGUCAGAUAUUUUAUAGAGACGAGUCUAUAGCAUCCAUUCAUGAUUGUAAAAAGAGGAAAAGUGUUUUCAUUUUCAUUUGAAAUUUACAGCCAUUACUACAUUCCUGUUUACUGAACAAAUCCAUUUAGUCUCUGUCAAUUGUGAGUACAGUACAUUUUUCAAUAAUCAUCUUGACUGUUAAUUUUUUUUCUGUCAGAUUUGAGUUCAGUGUAUAAAUGAAGUUUAUGCUUUUGAUGUAACCUAUUAAUAAACUGGUUCUUCUAAAAAUCAUA